AUGGCAUUUUUCAUUUCCAUGUUGCUCCUGAAGAUCCAUGUCAGUGGAGCUUUCAGAAGGGAAUUUAUCAGCUGCAACUACACAUUUGUUAAACAAGGCUUGAGAACAGGCAGUCCUAAUGGGGUGUUCAUUCGUGGAUCCUUUGGUGUAGGCUUCCCCAAGGACAGUGAAAGAGGUCAUUUUGAACUAGUGGCACUUUCAGAUAUUUCCUUCCAGGUUGGACACCGAGGGACAAUGCACGAUUAUCCGGGCUUCAGCCCAUCAGUGGAUGCUGAAGCGAUUCGCAAGGCAAUCAGAGGAAUCGGAACCGACGAGAAAACGCUCAUCAGCAUUCUGACUGAAAGGACGAACUCACAACGUCAGCUGAUUGCUCAGGAAUAUCAAGCAGCAUAUGGAAAGGAACUGAAAGAUGACUUGAAGGGCGAUCUCUCUGGCCACUUGAAGCAACUCAUGGUGGCCCUUGUGACUCCUCCGGCUGUGUUUGAUGCAAAGCAGCUGAAGAAAUCAAUGAAGGGCACUGGAACAAGUGAACAUGCGCUGAUUGAAAUCUUAACCACCAGAACGAGCAGGCAGAUGAAGGAGAUCUCGCAAGCCUACUACACAGGUGGGCUUAUUCUCUGCUUACUUUUACCACUGUCCACACACGUAGGAGCCCAUGUGGCUCUCCCCAGAAACCCACCAAGCUCUUCUUCACAAGGCACUUUGGGCAGGCAAGACGUGAAAAGAAGGAUACAUUCUAAAAUGGGGGAAGGUUGGUGGAUCUUCAGAGGAAAUGUGACUGUGAGCCGAGCUAGAAACUGCUGCAUAACCACGGCAUUGACACUUUGCACUUAGCACAUUACAGCCGUG
Molecule: messenger RNA, 849 nt
Organism: Leptonychotes weddellii (Weddell seal)
Lineage: Eukaryota; Metazoa; Chordata; Mammalia; Carnivora; Phocidae
Source: RefSeq, a predicted model, not a curated record